GGAAUCCACUACAAUCCCUUGUGGGGCGGACGCCACUUCCAGACCAUUGGAACCAACAUGAAGGUGUUUGUGGGUACCUUCGUCCACUCCACAGCUAAUACUCCAAUGGUCAUACUCACUGACACUGCCCUCGGCAUUGUCAACACUAAGAUAGCAUUUAUAGAAGCAGCGGAGAAGUUGGAGCAGCUCAAGAUAGACUAUGGGUUCACAGACUCUUGCAUUAUAUACCUAACACAGAGCCAGUUCAUGAUGCCCGGAAUGGUGGACACACACAUACAUGCUUCUCAAUUAUCUAACAAUGGACUUAAGUUAGACCUACCAUUGUUGGAAUGGCUGGAAUCCUACACCUUCCCUACAGAGGCUAUGUUUUCUGAUUUGAAGGUGGCACAAGAUAUUUAUCCCAAAGUAGUGGAACGGUUGUUACGGAAUGGCACAACAACUGCUUCCUACUAUUCUACUCUUCACCUGGAGGCAUCUAAGUUUUUUGCUGGACUGGUGCACACUAAGGGUCAACGUGCCCUGAUUGGUAAAGUCAACAUGAUGGUCAACUGCCCUGCAUAUUAUUGUGAGGACAGUCUUGAAGAGUCACUCAAAGACACAGAGGAUUUUAUCCAGUAUGUUUAUAACAUGCAGUCACCACUGAUACAGCCCAUCAUAACACCACGAUUUGCCAUCACUUGUCCAACAGAUCAGCUGAAGGGACUUGCCAAACUUGCAAAAAAGUAUAGUUGUCACAUUCAAAGUCAUUUGUGUGAAACAAAAUCAGAAAUUGAGUGGAUUCAAGAGCUCUUCCCUUGGUCUAAAUCUUGUACUGAUGUUUAUGACAGUACAGGACUCCUUGGAGAAAAGACAAUCAUGGCCCACUGUGUUUGGAUGAAAGGGACGGAGUUGGAGCGGCUGAAGGAGUGCAACGUUGGGGUGGCACACUGCCCCAAUUCCAACACAUCCUUAUGCUCUGGACUCUGUGAUGUUAGAAAGCUCCUUCAACAAGGAAUUAAAGUCGGACUUGGAACAGAUUGUUCAGGCGGCUACAGCCCAUCUAUCUUAGAUUCCCUCCGGAGAGCGCUAGAUGUGUCUAGGACUCUGAACAUGCAGCAUCAAGACAAUCAUUUCCUCACACUGCCGGAAGCUUUCCGUCUGGCUACACUAGGAGGUGCUCAAGUUGUUCAAAUGGAUGAUCAAAUUGGAAAUUUUAUGGCUGGUAAGGAGUUUGAUGCACUUUUGAUUGACCUUGAAGUUCCCAGGUCACCACUGGAUAUCUUUGCUAAGGAUACCAUAGAAGACAAGAUUCAAAAGUUCUUGUACAAUGGUGAUGACCGCAACAUCAUCCAGGUGCAUGUGGCUGGACGGUGUGUCAUCAACCAGCAGAACCACUGACCCAGAGAACAUAGUUGUUUAUGAAAUAAAAACCUCUGUAUUAUAAAAAAU
Messenger RNA from Homarus americanus (American lobster), 1428 nucleotides. RefSeq names its product guanine deaminase-like. Bases 58 to 1377 code for a protein of 439 amino acids. Gene Ontology annotation, biological process: guanine catabolic process. Lineage: Eukaryota; Metazoa; Arthropoda; Malacostraca; Decapoda; Nephropidae. Gene Ontology annotation, molecular function: guanine deaminase activity; zinc ion binding. Gene Ontology annotation, cellular component: cytosol. The transcript is spliced from 10 exons. The record is from RefSeq and is a predicted model, not a curated record.